AUGGAUGUCCUGAGCUGCCUCAAGUACCUGAUGUUCAUCUUCAACGUGCUCGUGUUUUUCUUCAUCCUCGUCAGCCUCGUCUUCCUCAUGCAGCUGGUGGGGGCCAUUCUCUUCCUGGUGCACUGGAAGCAGGUCCGGCCCGAGCGCUUCCUGUCGGAGCUGAGGAGGAACUACCGCGGGGACGAGGGUGCUGAGGUGUUCAGCACCGCCUGGAACACCCUCAUGGUCACGUUCUCCUGCUGUGGCGUCCUGGGCCCCGAGGACUUUGGGAAUGGCUCCCGAUUCCAGGAGCUGCACCCGGGGGUGCCGUGGCCACGGGCCUGCUGUGCCCGGGAUGGGCUCCUGGGGGACCUGCUGGGCUGGGAGCAGUGCCAGGACAGGAGCCCCGGCUACAUCCACGAGCAGGGCUGCUUCUCCACCUUCGGCAGGACCCUGCAGAGGUCCCUGUCCCUGCCCGGCUCCUGCAGCCUGGCUGUGCUGGGCAUCGAGACCUUUGCCAUGUUCUUCUCCCUCUGCCUCUACUACAACUUCGACUGA
Molecule: messenger RNA, 537 nt
Organism: Lepidothrix coronata (blue-crowned manakin)
Lineage: Eukaryota; Metazoa; Chordata; Aves; Passeriformes; Pipridae
Product: tetraspanin-18-like
Exons: 6
Coding region: 1-537 (178 amino acids)
Cellular component (GO): membrane
Source: RefSeq, a predicted model, not a curated record